Guillardia theta CCMP2712 is the source of this 1155-nucleotide messenger RNA. RefSeq names its product heat shock protein 70-like protein. The transcript has 12 exons. Gene Ontology annotation, molecular function: heat shock protein binding; ATP-dependent protein folding chaperone; misfolded protein binding. The annotation marks the transcript as partial. Gene Ontology annotation, cellular component: cytoplasm. Lineage: Eukaryota; Cryptophyceae; Pyrenomonadales; Geminigeraceae. The record is from RefSeq and is a predicted model, not a curated record. Gene Ontology annotation, biological process: protein refolding; cellular response to unfolded protein.
UAUUCGAGAGUUGCGAUUGUGAAGAAUGAUAAACCAGAGGUCAUCGCAAAUGCUCAAGGCGCUCAUUCUACUCCGUCUGUUGUAGCCUUUAAUGAGAACGAGACAUUAGUGGGUGAAGUAGCGUACAAUUUUGGAACGAAGAAUCCUACAAAUACUGUCUUCGAUGCCAAGAGGUUUCUGGGACGAAAUCAGGAUGAUGAGGUUUUGUCGUCAGAGGGGAAGCGAUGGCGUUUCAAUGUCAUGUACAAAGAGCAGAAGCCAGUUUUCCAGGUGCCGUACAACGGAUCCCCCACAAACUUCACCCCAGAGCAGAUUUGUGGUCAAAUCUUUGCGAACCUGAAGUCUACAGCAGAAGCGUACAUGCAUACCAACAUCAGGAAUGCAGUGCUUUGCUGUCCAGCUCAUUUCACGUCACAACAAAGGGAGGAGUUGAUACAUUCUGCAUGUGACGCCAACCUCUCAGUCCUGUUGGUAAUUAGCAAACCUAUCGCAACUGCUAUCGCAUACGAUCUCGAUAAAAAUGACUCGGGUCAGCAAACAAUCCUAAUUUUCAGUAUGGGUGCAAGAUCGUGUGAAGUGGUGGUUCUUGAUGUAAAUACGGGAUGCUUUCAAGAGCGGAGUGUGAAAGUAGAUCAUUCUCUUGGAGGCGACGCGAUCGACGACAUACUUGUGGACUGGUUUGUCGAUCAAUUCAAGAGGAAGCACAAGCUCGAUCCAUCCGAGAGCCAUAGAUCACUCUUCAAGAUUAGAUCGGGAUGUGAAAAUGCAAAGCGACAACUUAGUCAGACGGCCAGCACUCGCGUAGAGGUCGAGUCUGCGCAUGAAGGUCUAGACUUCUCUCAGAACUUGUCAAGGGCAAAGUUUGAAGAAAUGGUAAGCGUCAUAUCUGCUGUUGUUCAACUUCUCAGGUCUGUGUACAGCGCAGGAAGCAUAAACAAAGUCUUGAUGGCUGGUGGCUGCUCUCGUAUUCCAAAGGUUCAGUCGAUCGUUCAGCAAUCCUUGCCUGACGUGGAGGUCUGUCUCAACAUUUUGCCUGACGAGGCUGGUGUGCUGGGAACUGCAAUCCAAGGAAGCACUCUGGUGGGCUCGUCCUGGAGUACUGCUGAAGCCAACUCAUCGAACAUCGAGAUUUCAGCCUUGCCAAGGGUCUGCUGA